Messenger RNA from Tribolium madens (black flour beetle), 588 nucleotides. RefSeq names its product pupal cuticle protein C1B-like. The record is from RefSeq and is a predicted model, not a curated record. The transcript has 2 exons. NCBI's taxonomy places the organism in Eukaryota, Metazoa, Arthropoda, Insecta, Coleoptera, Tenebrionidae. The coding region runs from base 148 to 516 and encodes 122 amino acids.
UGUAAUGAUGUCAUAUGGUAUUAAACCGACCCAAUUUCGAGGGGCGUCGGCUCUACCGACGAAAACGAAAGUGUAAUAACACUCCCUCGAGGCAAAUCAACACAAUAUAAAAACCUCCCGACGAAAAAUUGAUCACAAACACACAACAUGUCCCUCAAAUUGGUAAUCCUUGCUGGCGUUUUGGUGUGCGCUAAAGCCGGUCUUCUGCCGGCCCCCGCUGUCUCUUAUGCAGCCCCCACGAUCACCUCCCAACACUCCAACACCUUCCGCAGUUUUGCCAACCUGGGCCAAGUCUCCACCUACUCCAAGACCAUCGACACCCCCUUUUCCAGCGUGAGCAAAGCUGACGUUAGAGUCUCGAAUCCGGGAGUGCAAUUCGCCGCCCCCGUUGCCCACUACGCCGCCGCCCCCGUUGCUCACUACGCCGCCGCCCCUGCCAUCGGCGUGGCCUAUUCCGCCGCCCCCGCUGUCUCGCACGUGACCUACAGCGGGCUGGGUUUCAGCUACGGAUGGUAAUUUCCCCCCCCAAACAACAUUUUUAUUUAUUUUUGUAUUUAUUUGUGAAUAAAAAAUGAUUUUUAAAUGAAA